This is a messenger RNA of Menidia menidia (Atlantic silverside), 2556 nucleotides long. NCBI's taxonomy places the organism in Eukaryota, Metazoa, Chordata, Actinopteri, Atheriniformes, Atherinopsidae. The record is from the annotation of a GenBank genome assembly.
AUGGGAAAGAUCGUGUUUUAUGAGGACAGGAACUUCCAGGGUCAGCACCAUGAGUGCACCAGCGACUGCGCCGACCUGCACCCCUUCUUCAGCCGCUGCAACUCCAUCCGGGUGGAGAGCGGCAGCUUCAUGGUGUACGAGAGGCCCAACUACCUGGGCCAGCAGUACUUCCUGCGCCGGGGCGAGUACCCCGACAACCAGCGCAUGAUCGGCAUCAGCGACAGCGUGCGCUCCUGCCGCGCCAUCCCCAUGCAUCGCGGCUCCUACAAGAUCCGUCUGUACGAGCACCCAGACAUGAGCGGCCAGGCGCAGGACAUCAGCGACGACUGCCCCAACGUCCAGGACCACCUGCGCAUGUCUGACAUCAAUUCCUGCAACGUGGUGGACGGCCACUGGCUGCUGUACGAGCAGCCCGACUACAAAGGGAGGACCUACUACCUGAGACCCGGUGAAUAUCGCAGAUACAGCGACUGGGGCGCCAACAGUCCGAGAAUCGGCUCGCUCAGGCGAAUCAUCAUUUUCUACGAGGAGCGGAACUUCCAGGGUCGCUCCUAUGAGACCGGCAACGACUGCCCCGAGCUCACCUCCUACCUGAACAAGUGUAACUCCUGCAGGGUGGAGAGUGGCCUCUUCAUGGUGUAUGAGAAGCCUAACUUCAUGGGCCAUCAGACUCUGGUGAGGAGGGGCGAGUACCCAGACAGCCAGCACCUGAUGGGAAUUAGCACGAGCGACUGCAUCCGAUCCUGUCGCAUGAUCCCCAUGCACCGGGGACCCUUCAGAAUGAAGAUCUUUGAGAGGGAGAACUUCGGGGGUCAGAUGCACGAGCUCACGGAGGACUGCGACAACAUGAUGGACCGCUUCCGCAUGUCCGACUGCCAGUCCUGCAGCGUGAUGGACGGCCACUGGCUGAUGUAUGAGCAGCCGGGUUACAGGGGCCGCAUGAUUUACCUGAGGCCCGGAGAGUACAGGAACCUGAGAGAGAUGGGAAUGGGCAACAUUUCCAGAGACCAUUUCAGCUUUCAUGCUUUUUUAAAUGACACUUUUUUCCAACAGAUCACUUUUUACGAGGAGAAGAAAUUCCAGGGCCGCUGCUACAACUGCAGCAGCGACUGUGCCGACCUGCACACCUACUUCAGCCGCUGCAACUCCAUCCGGGUGGAGAGUGGAGCCUGGGUGGUCUACGAGAGGCCCAACUACAAGGGCUUCCAGUACGUCCUCAGCCCCGGGGAGUACGCCGACAACCAGCAGUGGAUGGCCUUCAGCGACAGCGUCAAGUCCUGCCGCGCCGUGAAGAAUGUCUACGGUACUGCGUGGAAGCUGAGGCUGUAUGAGCGGCCAGACUUUGGGGGGCAGAUGGUGGACUGUUCUGACGACUGCCCCUCAGUGUACGACGCCCACAAGCUGCGGGAGGUCUACUCCUGCGCCGUGACCGACGGCGCCUGGGUGUUCUACGACCUCCCCAGCUACAGGGGGCACCAGUACCUCCUGGAGCGGGGGGAAUACCGCCAGCACAACGACUGGGGCGCGUCCUCACCUGGGAUCAUCUUCUAUGAGGACAGAAACUUCCAGGGUCGUUCCCAUGAGUCCAGCAAUGACUCCAGUGACCUGCACACGCACGUCAGCCACUGCAACUCCAUCAAGGUGGAGGGAGGAUUCUGGGUAGUGUACGAGAGGCCAAACUACAUUGGGCACCAAUAUGUGCUCAGCCCCGGACAGUAUCCGGACUGCGAGAGCUGGCUGGGCAUAAACGACUCCAUCAGGUCCUGUCGCAUUAUUAGGCAUGUGGGGAAUUCGUGGAGGAUGAAGGUGUGGGAGAAGCCCAAUUUUGAGGGGGAUUCAAAGGAGCUGGCCCACAACAUGCCAACCCUCCACGAGCUCUGGCAGAGCCGUGACAUCCACUCCUGCAAAAUCUUCGAAGGCGCCUGGAUCUUCUACGAACAGCCCAACUACAGAGGGCGCCAGUACCUGCUGGAGAAGGGCGAGUACAAGCGCUACCCGGAGUGGGGGGGCAUGCAGCCAAGUGUUGGAUCCAUCCAUCGUAUCUUCUUUUUUGAGGACAAGAACUUUCAGGGUCGUCACUAUGAAUGCAGCAGUGACUGUCCAGAGCUCAACUCGCACUUCAGCCGCUGCAACUCCAUCCGUGUGGACGGUGGGACCUGGGUGAUCUAUGAAGGACCCCAAUACAUGGGCUACCAGUACGUCCUGGUGAGAGGGGAGUACCCCACCUUCCAGAGCUGGAACGGCUUCAAUGACACCAUCCGCUCUUGUCGCCUCAUCAAUAAUCCAUCCAGCAGGUUCAGGAUCCGCAUCUAUGAGCGUCCAGACUUCAGUGGCCAGAUGAUCGAGUUAAGUGAAGACCAGCCCAACCUGCAGGACCGCUGGCGUUAUCGGGACGUGCACUCAGCUCACGUCCAUGAUGGCGUGUGGGUCUUUUAUGAGAAUCCAAACUACAGGGGGCGCCAGUACCUGCUGGAAAAAGGUGAAUACAGACGGCACUCUGAGUGGGGGGCUCUCCACCCAUCUGUGGGCUCCAUUCGUCGUGUUGCCGACUUUUAA